AUGGCGGCAGAACUAACUGAAAAAAUUGAUGCAAUGAUUACUAAGAGUUCAUAUCGUGAUAUUUGUAAGUACGUCUAUGCAGCAAGAUUAUAUAUAGAAUUAUCACAUGAAAGGUUACAAGUACAAGAUGUCAAACAGAGCCUAGUAAAGCAUUUUAAAAGUAAAGAGCAUGCUAUUGUAUUUGAAAAAAAAAAUUAUAUUAUUUACAAUGGAACUGAUAAUGAAGUUUAUCAGGAAAUUCUGCGGCUCUUUAAUUAUGUUGGCAAUGAUAUUUUUUUUUUAACCGAUCAAAAAACAGCAAUACAGGAUCCAUUUCGUCCAAUAAAUAAUACACAAAUUUCUACAACAAUAGGAUCACCAAGAAAUUACAAAUCAAAGUAUCGAAAGCCCA
This is a messenger RNA of Racocetra persica, 391 nucleotides long. Lineage: Eukaryota; Fungi; Glomeromycota; Glomeromycetes; Diversisporales; Gigasporaceae. The record is from the annotation of a GenBank genome assembly.